Molecule: messenger RNA, 3289 nt
Organism: Marchantia polymorpha subsp. ruderalis
Lineage: Eukaryota; Viridiplantae; Streptophyta; Marchantiopsida; Marchantiales; Marchantiaceae
Source: the annotation of a GenBank genome assembly
GUGUCGUCAGCUACUGUGCGGUCGGUCAGUGAGCAAGCAAAUCUACGCACUUGUGAAGAACGCGGUCGAUCUAGCGUGGUAGACGUCAGCUUUUGAUUCGUGCUACUGUGAUUGCUACGUGGGCACAAACGAAAUUCCGACCGAGACAUGUUGCCGUCGGAGUGCAUCACCUUUCAGGCGAAGGCGGGCUGUUGACAGGCUCAAUUCGAGCUGGGCCUCUGAGGUUGAUCAGGCACGCACGCACGCAAGCUGGUCAGAGGCCUUGGAUUUGAAGGCUCGAUCGCGUUCGAGGUCUUGCUCGUGUGCUCUCUGACAGGGCGGAGUAGAUCUUCUAUCUAUUUGAGCUGCAUGGUUUUGACUUUCUCCGUGGCUGCCUAAUUUCCCGACGUGUUUACCCAUGAGCUCGACACCUUCGGGCACUGGUUGAUGGAAAUGAGUGUUGGGGAACAUUUGCCUGUGCCUGUCGGGAGAUCAGCGCUGACUGCAGCAUUUGAGCUGUGAAUUUUGGAAUCCCGCGAGCGUUGGGUCUCACGGGGAAGAUUGGGUUUGUGCCUCCGGGCACCAGACGUUGCAAAUGCGUGGGUGCAGUAUAAGGGCGAUUUGGAUUCUGAAUCGUACAUCGAAGCUUGUGUUUUCCAGGCGCUUUCCCACUGUCGAGAGGCAAUGGCAGCAAGCAUGCAGGAAAUUAGAAGAGGAUGCUGUACCAAACACUCCUGGCAUGAAGUACCUCCCUAUUCCCAUGGAUUCUCAAUUGAUCCAAGCAUUUCUUGAUCGCAAACAAAGGGAAGGGACAGUUGCAGGAUGUGGGAUACGGACUCCACACUCUGAAGAAGGAUCUGACUCAUGGCUGGAUGAACUUAUCACGAGACAUGUCAUCAGCCUUCAACUAGAAGGCAAUGAAGGUUCCGGCAUGUUGUGGCCAGUAGUAUUGCACAUGAGUGGUACUUAUCAAAUUCUGGUCUUGCCUCUGGUGGAACCACGGCAUUUACUCACAUAUGAAGACCUCUGCCAUAGAAUUGAUUGUGGUGGGGCCGCCACAGGAGAAGACACAGAGGCUGCGAGCAGCCUCUCUACGAUCCUCCUGGAUCUUCCCUGCAUCACAGGCUCCCUUGCAUUGGCUCAAGUUUUGGGAGAGGUGGUCACGGGUGAGGUUGCUGAACCAGAAAUGUAUAUCAACACCGCAUCCACUAUGGGAGGACUCCUUGAUACACUCGCCGGUGGCAUGGGACUUUCCAGCAUUGGUGCUGGAAUAUCAGGGAUAGGAGCGCGUGCAAAACCCGUCACUGUCCCAGUAGCAGCUGCAGCCACCGCUGUUGCAGCGGCGGCAGCAACUGCCACUUCAGCUAUCGUACAUCAUGGAGGGAAAGGACUUGGAAAGUCGGACAAGGAUGCUCUACGGAGUUUUAUCAGCAGUGCUAUGCCCUUUGGGACACCCCUAGAUCUCAACCCUAUGAGUCUUCUAACUGUCAGGUCAACUGGGUUUACUUCUCAAGAUGUUCCACACCCAGAACUUAGACAGCCCGCGUGGAAGCCUUAUCUUUACAGAGGCAAGCCGAAAAUGCUGUUUACAGUGCACGAAGUGGUUACAGCAGCUCUUUAUGACCGGGACAAUGUAGCCGAUGUUAUCACGUUGGGAGGACAGAUUUUGUGUCGUGCAGAUUUGGAGGGUUUGCCCGAUAUCACUCUUCCUAUUCAUUGUCCUAGUUCCGGUCAGCCCCAUGCGGUCACCUUCCAUCCGUGUGCACAGGUUCCAGAGCAAGGUCCGGACAGACUGACAGUCACAUUUUCACCUCCUUUAGGCAACUUCGUACUGGCAAGGUAUACCGCUUUGCCGUCAGUCGUGAAACCUCCUUUGAAAGGUUUCUAUCAACUCUCAAUGGUCUCAAAAAACGAAGGAGCCUUUCUAAUCAGAAUGAAACUUAUGGAGGGCUGGAAGCCUCCCCUUUCUUUGGACAACUGCUCUUUGACUAUCCCAUUUCCUAGGCGCCGCAUUCUUGCCGUGGAUGGUGUACCAUCUUACGGUCAACUGGUCACGACUGAACACGCUAUUGAAUGGAAAAUCGUUGUUACUGGACGCGGACAUUCUUCGAAACACAAUGAGGUCACCUUCUCAGGAACAGUCAAGUUUGCUCCCGAAUCCACUUCAGGACGUGUGUCUCAGUACGCAACUGCAGACCCCUACGAGGAGAGUGAUGGUGAAGGUGAUGCUCAAAAUACCAACUUUGAAGGAGCAGAAGCCGGAGAUGGUGGAGCAGAUCCUGCCGAUUGGGAGGAACCAUUUUGCUGGGGGGCAUACAAUUACGCAAAGGCUUCGCUUAAAAUACUGGGAGGAACAAUGUCAGGCAUUUCUAUUGAUCCCAAAUCUGUAUCAAUAUAUCCGCAAAUUGCUAAGCCACCUUGCGACUUCUCUGCUCAGGUGAUAUCAGGCGAAUAUAUAUUUUGGAACUCCUUGGGCAGAUAUCCAUACACAGCUGUUUGACAGGUCAAUAUCUUGAAAGAGAAUGUUGUGAAGAUUCUCCGAUUUUUCGUCAGAUCAUUCAGCCAGAUUUGUUUGCUACUACUUCAUCGAACUUUUACAUCGUUUCUGUCUUUAACAACGAGGAACUGACGUCAGGCAGGAAGGUCAAUCAGAGUAUGAUACACAGAAGGCAACGUAUGAUAAAAUUCACGAUAAAGAAGGAGAAAGUAGACUACCAGCUAACCAUGCUACGUAGUUCGAUUGUUAUAAUUGUCAUUAAGGUAGAUGAGGAAAGAACAGGCUGGCUUUUUUGAAUCACAAUUUCGUCCGUUUCGGUUGUUCAUGUAUGUCCAUGAGAGAGUUGUGUUCACAGUGCAGAAAUUCAUAGAAUUGUUAUGUGUUGAUUAUGUUCGUGGAGCGGCACACUCCUGCGAAGCACUAGGUCACUCACAGUGUUCAAAGUAGGAGAUGCUCUAAGGUUCUUUCGGUACAAAGGAUGUAAACCCUGCGUUUCCAGAAAUCACAAGUGUGAUCAAGGAAAUUGGUGAAGGCACAAGUUUUUCUUGUGAAUUUCAUCACUGGCUGCCCUCUUCUUUUGCAAAUUUUAUUUUUGCACGACUCAAGCUUUGACAAGAAUGCCUUUGGGUUACUCCCUUGAAGAAUUGAAGGAUGGAUUUCGUUCUCUCCGUCUGUCUUCAUUUAUGAAAGUUUUGACUUUGCAAAGAUUAGAGUUAUCAGGUAGGUACCGCAGUCGAAACUAGCAAAACCUUAUGAAAGUGAUCGGGUGUUAAGUUGAGGUGGACCCUUCGCUUCAUAUUUGCCCGAUGACGA